Pelecanus crispus (Dalmatian pelican) is the source of this 1085-nucleotide messenger RNA. The record is from RefSeq and is a predicted model, not a curated record. NCBI's taxonomy places the organism in Eukaryota, Metazoa, Chordata, Aves, Pelecaniformes, Pelecanidae.
CCCAGCAUAUACUGCUACCAUUAAUAUUCCAUGUCAUUUUUCAGGACAAAGAAGGAGUGGAGGGCGUAUCUGUGGGAGCCAUUCUUUCUGACUACCAGAGAGUUCGAGUUGAAGAUGUAUGCAGAAGGCUUAAUCUUCAGCCUUUAGCUUACCUUUGGCGUCGGAACCAGGAAGUACUGCUUAAAGAAAUUAUAUCAUCUAACAUUCAAGCCAUAAUCAUAAAAGUGGCAGCUCUUGGUUUAGAUCCAGAUAAGCAUCUAGGAAAAACUCUGGAUCAAAUGGAGCCUUAUCUUUUGGAGCUUUCUGAGAAAUAUGGAGUCCAUGUUUGCGGAGAAGGUGGAGAAUAUGAAACAUUCACUCUGGAUUGCCCUCUAUUUAAGAAGAAAAUAGUUGUAGAUUCAACCAAGGUGGUUGUACAUUCGGCUGAUGCAUUUGCACCUGUGGCCUACCUUCAUUUUUUAAAAUUACACCUGGAGAAUAAGGCAAAAUCUUCUUCUACGUUUAUGGUCAAUAGCUGUUCUUGUGAGGUAAGCUGCAAUGAUGGCGAUAUUUUCCCUUCAUCUGAAGAGGAUGAACCACAGAAGAACGUUCUAGUCAUCUGGAAGUCUUUGAAACAUAAUUCUUUGGAUUUCACUAAGACUCUUGGAAGUUCAGGAAAAUCCUUGAGUGGUUACCAGUGGUUUUCAGGUAUCACUGCCCACUUCCUUCCAUCAAAAGGCAAAAAUGCUCAAGAGGCAGCAAGGGAAGCAUUUUCUUCUCUCCGAGCUAAUAUGACUUCAGAGGGAUUGAAACUGAAGGAUAUUAUUUUGGUUCAUCUGUAUAUGAAGAGCAUGAAAGAUUUCAAUGUUAUAAAUUCAGUUUAUGUGACAGAAUUUGAUUUGUGUCCACCAGUAAGAGUAUGUGUGGAAACCCUGUUACCUGAUGGAGUACUGUUUUGCAUUGACUGCCUUGCACAUAACUAUGACAUUGCAACGGAUGAUGUGUUAUGUGAUGAAAAACUGGUCAUGCAUGUACAGAGCAUUUCCCACUGGGCACCUGCUAGCAUAGGACCUUACAGUCAGUCCAUCAAGGUAGGGAAUCUUUGA